AUGGAGUAAUAGAAUAACUGUUAAAACAUUCUAUAAGAUUUAAUGAAAUCUAACUUGGAAACUCUAACUCAUAUUGACUUACAGUUAAAAAAUUGUACUCUCAGUAAUGAACAAGUUGCUUAACUUAACAAUUCUUUAGUAAAAUGUGAAAAAUUAGAAUCUUUAGUAUUAAAUCUUAAUAAGGAAAAUAUUUCAGAUGAUAGGAUAAAUUAAUUAUUUGCUAAAUUUUUCUUUUUAAAGUAAUUUGUUGAAACUGGUAAUAAUAUGAGCAAUGAUUAAAUAUAUUCCCAAUCUUUGAUUAUCCUAAAAAAUAUUCUCAUAGAUCAAGGUUAUCAAGAACUUAGAUUAAAUGAUAUUGAACCUUAAGGAAAUAUUCUAUUAGAAGAAACUAUGAGCAAUCUAAUUAAUCUUAACAGUUUAUAGUUAAACUUAGAUGGAAAUUAAUUAGGAGAAGAAGGAGCAGUUUGGAUUUGCAAAGUAUUAAAUAGAUGCAAAACACUUAACAACUUAAAUCUGCAGCUUUGGAAAAAUAAAAUAGGUGACAGAGGGAUAUCGAGUAUUGCAGAAGGUAUUAGUAGUUGUGCUAAACUCACAAAUUUAACUUUAAAUGCAGAUUCAAACUUAUUUGGAAAAGAAGGUGCAUAUUCUAUAAGUACGACAUUAAGUAAUUGUAAAAUGUUGACUCAUCUAGAUAUUAACCUCUCUAACAAUUAAAUUGGAGAAGAAGGGGCAUCAGCUAUUUGUAUUGUACUAGGUGGCUGUUAAUUACUUAAGAAUUUAAAAUUUUCACUAUGUAAUAAUUAAAUUGGUGAUAAAGGAGCAUAUUGUUUUGGAACAGCAUUAAGUAACUUACAGUUACUUACUAAUUUAAAAUUUUAUCUUAGGGGAAAUUAAAUUGGAGAUGAUGGUGCAUAAAAUAUUUUAUUAGGAUUAAGAAAAUGCACUCAACUUACUAAUUUAAUAUUUGAUAUAAGCUUCAAUUAAAUUGGGGAUGAUGGAGUUUCUACUUUUGAUACAAAACUUGGUAACUUCAAAUUCCUUACUAGUCUCAAAUUCUACAUUUGGCAAAAUAAAAUCGGUGAUAAAGGAGCUUAAAAUAUUGGAUUAGGUUUGAGUAACUGCAAUCAACUUACAAAUUUAGAAUUUGACAUAAGUGACAAUUAAAUUGGGGAAGAUGGAGCUUCUACUAUUGGUACAGCACUUGGUAACUGUAAAUUCCUAACAAAUCUUAAAUUUAACAUCUUGUUCAAUAAAAUCGGUGAUAAAGGAGCUUAAAAUAUUGGAUUAGGUUUGAGUAACUGCUAUCAACUUACAAAUUUAGUAUUUUUAAUGGGUGGCAAUUAAAUUGGGGAUGAUGGAGCUUCUACUAUUGGUACAGCACUUGGGAACUGUAAAUUCCUAACAAAUCUUAAAUUUGGCAUUCGGUAAAGUUUGAGUAACUGCAAUCAACUUACAAAUUUAGAAUUUUGUAUAAGUGACAAUUAAAUUGGGGAUGAUGGAGCUUCUACUAUUGGUACAGCACUUGGUAACUGUAAAUUCCUAACAAAUCUUAAAUUUGAAAUUUCGUACAAUUAAAUCGGUGAUAAAGGAGCAUAAAAUAUUGGAUUAGGUUUAAGUAACUGCAAUCAACUUACAAAUUUAGAAUUUUGCAUAAUUGACAAUUAAAUUGGGGAAGAUGGAGCUUCUACUAUUGGUACAGCACUUGGUAACUGUAAAUUCCUAACAAAUCUUAAAUUUGACAUUUCGGGCAAUAAAAUCCGUGAUAAAGGAGCAUAAAAUAUUGGAUUAGGUUUAAGUAACUGCAAUCAACUUACAAAUUUAGAAUUUUGUAUAAGUGACAAUUAAAUUGGGGAAGAUGGAGCUUCUACUAUUGGUACAGCACUUGGUAACUGUCAAUUCCUAACAAAUCUUAAAUUUGACAUAAGGAACAAUAAAAUCUGUGAUAAAGGAGCACAAAAUAUUGGAUUAGGUUUGAGUAACUGCAAUCAACUUACAAAUUUAGAAUUUGACAUAGGCAAAAAUUAAAUUGGGGAUGAUGGAGCUUCUACUAUUGGUACAGCACUUGGUAACUGUAAAUUCCUAACAAAUCUUAAAUUUGACAUAAGGUACAAUAAAAUCUGUGAUAAAGGAGCAUAAAAUAUUGGAUUAGGUUUGAGUAACUGCAAUCAACUUACAAAUUUAGAAUUUGACAUAGGUUGCAAUUAAAUUGGGGAUGAUGGAGCUUCUACUAUUGGUACAGCACUUGGGAACUGUAAAUUCCUAACAAAUCUUAAAUUUGACAUAAGGGACAAUAAAAUCGGUGAUAAAGUAGCAUAAAGUAUUGUAUUAGGUUUGAGUAACUGCAAUCAACUUACAAAUUUAGAAUUUGACAUAGGCAAAAAUUAAAUUGGGGAUGAUGGAACUUCUACUAUUGGUACAGCACUUGGUAACUGUAAAUUCCUAACAAAUGUUACAUUUAACAUUUAGAAUAAUAAAAUCGGUGAUAAAGGAGCAUAAAAUAUUGGAUUAGGUUUGAGUAACUGCAAUCAACUUACAAAUUUAGAAAUUUGCAUAAGCAAAAAUUAAAUUGGGGAUGAUGGAGCUUCUACUAUUGGUACAGCACUUGGUAACUGUAAAUUCCUAACAAAUCUUAAAUUUGACAUAAGGAAGAAUAAAAUCGGUGAUAAAGGAACAUAAAGUAUUAUAUUAGGUUUGAGUAACUGCAAUCAACUUACAAAUUUAGUUUUUAGCUCAGAUAAUAAUGAGAAGUUUCUAAAAUCAAGAGAAAUUAUCAACUGUAAAAAUAUAAAGCUAUUGAAACUAUCUAUUUAUGAAUUGCCUGAAUAAAGACAAACAGAAAUCAAAAGAUUAGCUUAAAAAAUAAAAAGAUUGGUGGAAUUAUAUUUUAAUUGA
Messenger RNA from Tetrahymena thermophila SB210, 2892 nucleotides. RefSeq names its product translation initiation factor eIF-5A family protein. Gene Ontology annotation, molecular function: GTPase activator activity; small GTPase binding. The record is from RefSeq and is a predicted model, not a curated record. Gene Ontology annotation, biological process: activation of GTPase activity; nucleocytoplasmic transport. The transcript has 34 exons. NCBI's taxonomy places the organism in Eukaryota, Ciliophora, Oligohymenophorea, Hymenostomatida, Tetrahymenidae. Gene Ontology annotation, cellular component: cytosol; nucleus; perinuclear region of cytoplasm.